Messenger RNA from Entelurus aequoreus (snake pipefish), 785 nucleotides. RefSeq names its product cAMP-specific 3',5'-cyclic phosphodiesterase 4D. The transcript is spliced from 5 exons. NCBI's taxonomy places the organism in Eukaryota, Metazoa, Chordata, Actinopteri, Syngnathiformes, Syngnathidae. The coding region runs from base 395 to 769 and encodes 124 amino acids. The record is from RefSeq and is a predicted model, not a curated record.
AGUGCACGUUUAAGCAUAACCUGGAAACACGGCGUCAGGAUUUAGCAUUUUACUCUGAUCGUUUUAAAUCAUCACAAAAUUAUAGCAGGAUUUAAACGGUGUCAAUCCGCCAUUUUCAGUAUAUUUGUAGCUGUUAGUUGACCGACAUUAGAGCUCUAAUUCUUAGCAAACAUGUUAGCACAAAGUCAGUUUACUCUCAUGGGACACGAACAGAACGAGCCAAAAAGUCACAUAAAGUCUGGAAACCAAACCGCUUGAACACUCCUUCCGAGCCAGUUCACAUGGAUGCAGAAGAGUAGCCUGUGAGAUUUUGCCAUUCCUACGCUGCAAAAACUGAAAUCUAACUCCCUUGCUGUGAGUGAACCCUGUCUUGUUCUUGGAGGUUGCACACACCAUGCAAAAAAAUGACCUGUUUGGGGAUGACACGGAGCAGGACAGCGUGCCCUACGGUGUGACAGUUACCCCCGAAACGGGGCCUGUUGCCUGCAUGGAGCCCUUCCUGGUGCGGAGGCUGUCUCAUCGCACGGUGCAGCUUCCCCCUCUGGCUUUCAGACUGGCCGAGCAGGCGUACUACGAACGCAAAGCCGAGGCCGACACGGUGACCGUCCCGUCCCGGCCCAAUACUUUGCCACUUCACACGCCACCCCUCAUUGCCAUCACCUCGGCUGACACGAGCAGACAAUUUUGUGAGCGGCAUUGUUCGCAAUGUGUCACCAACAACUACUCGUCAUUCCCCAAUGAAUCAUUCGCUCAAGCAGCCGGCGUGUAAAGGUGUCAGGCGCAGA